AGCCUCGCGCGCUCACCUGCGCGCGCCCAGCCUCCUCCAGGUGGGAGCUGCACGUCGACCACCGCUCGUCCUCACUUCCCACUCCGCGGUCCGCCGGACCGUCCACGCAAAAAGCCUGCACUGACAGUCGUGGGAGAAGUUCGUCCAGCCUCUAUCCGAACAGAACGGACCUGUCCCCGGCGCGUACAAACAAACCCAAAACUCCAGUCGCUUCCUGAAGUGUUUUUUUUCUCGCGGAAAUGGUUCACCUGAAGUUUUCCUUCCGACGGUGAACGUUUAGAGUCUGAGAGGAAGGACGCAGCUGGGAGACGCUUCUAAUGGAGAGAGGGUGAACCAAUUCUUCUGGGUCAUAAAAGUUCGUCAAGGGCGUAGCUCCACUGUGAGUUGGUAUGUCAAACCGUGACUCCAUGGGGUUCGGGGACCUGAUUCCCCAGGACGUGGUUGAUAUUUUCGCCGAGGAGAAGCACGGCAAAAGGGGCCGGAAGCAGCGCAGUCGCUCCCUGGGCCGGGCGCUGGUCUGGCUGAAGGGCAAGAAGAGGAAGGAUCUUGAAUCUAAGGGGCUAGGCCUGGGUCUAGGUCCUGCCCUUGACUUAUCUUUGGAUGGGCACCCUGCUGGGCAUCAGGGAGGACACAAGGGAGGACCGAAGUCAGGAAAACACACUCAUUCACAAGCUGUCCCAAAGCGAGAUGACGAUGACAAGACCCCGGCACCCCCGCUGUUCCAGGAGAACGUGUUCAUUGAGGGCAGCAGGACCAAGGAUCUGGAGAACCUUCACUCUGAGGCCAAGGAGGGAUUGAAAAUGAUGCAGCAGGAAGAAACCAACAAUGAAAUGGAGUUCCAGGACAAUAUAAGCACAAUUUCGACAACAACGGUCCACACAGACGGGGAAGGUGGAGGGUUUAUGUCGGACAGCACCCUUGCUGACACGUCUUCUGUUCGCUCUGUACAAUCAUCUGUGUCCAAAAGAUCUUCUCGCUCCGGACUCACCAGACAAGAAUCAACAUUCAGACCCUUGAACUCUGACAAAAAGACCAAGACAAAGAGAAAACACAGGAAGACUGUUGGGGGAAUCCCACAGCAUGUAAAGAGAGAGCUGGGCCUCGACAGAGUUGGUUGGUCUCUGACUCAGAGGUUGGAUCAGGAGCAAUGCUAUAAUGGUGAAACUGACGAAAGCUCAACCACUGAUGGGCCACAGCAAAGGGGGGCCAGUACCAGCCUCACCAAAGACCAGCUCAAGCAGCUUGGUGGCCAUGCUGGUCAUGGGGAUGACCAGGCCCUGCUGCACCGCCGCUUGUCAGGCGGGCUGAGUCCUCUGACCCUGGCCGUUCCUUGGAUGACCACUGCCAACAGCCUCCAGACGGAGCCGCCUAACCCCGUCAUAUCUAUGUCACCCCAGGCCGCCUACCUGUCCAAAAUCAUUCCCAACGCUGUGUUGCCACCCUCCAUCGAGGUGGUGGAAAUAAGCCGUGGCCGGAGUCGCAACAGCGUCCGCACCCUCAGCAAGAGCAGCUUGAUGCUGUCCAGCCCCUCCCCCUCCCCCUCCCGUGCUUCCUCUAGAGCCUCUUCCUCCACCAUCACCUCCGCCUCCCGCUACAACCCUCUCAACGUGUCUGACAGUUCCUGUUGGAGCAACUCCGAGUCCUCAGAUACCUUGGUGUCUGACUCCUCCACCAUCUCCAGGAGCAGCACCCCGAGACAGAGGUCACAGAACGAACAUGCCUCUGCGAAAGAGGAAACAAACAGUGUUCACUCCUCUAUCAGCAAAGUACCAAAAUGCACAUCCAAUGGCAAGCCCAUUAUUAAGGGGGAGGGGGUUAAAGAAGAGGCGCCGCUUGGUCGUUGCCUCUCUGUCAUGAAACCCAAGAGGGCUCCUCCUCCUCCGAGCCGCUCCUAUUCCCUUCACAAUAAGAUGAAGCGACGGUCACGUGACCUGGCAGAUUUACGGGUCAAAGCAAUAGAAUCAGCCUCUGGCGACGAAAACGAAUCGGGAUAUUCUCCCGUGCCCUCCAGCACCGUAGACAGCCCUGGAUACAACGCUGACACCAGCUCUCUGGACGACUCUACAGCUUCCGUAUCGUUCAGUCCCAUCAGAUCCCUGGUCGCGGCCCAGAAGGCAGAGAGAGCCGUUUCCAAAGAUGCUUCACAAGAGAAGCAGAAGCCACUUCACGAGAAUAAGGUCCGAAUAAUAUCCCCGUCCAGCGGCUACUCCAGCCAAGAUGGCGCAUCAUCACAGGUUACGAAACAGCCCCACAAGAGGGGCAUCUUAGCCAAGCUUCAACGGUUUUUCCCAGGCUCCAGUCCUGCUGCUUCAACUGCAUCCCUUCUCAAACCCGACACCUCAGUCGACAUGGUCAACACGAGUCCUUCUGUAAGGGCCUUGAGGGAACUCUUCAACAUCCCUCCACCGCCUAAAGUCCGUGCACCUCCCCCCCCUCCUCCAGAGGUCUGGGCCCACAGCAAGCGCUCCUUUGAGCUGCUGCUGGGACCUCCGGCACCUGAUAACCUUUAUGCUAUCAUAAAGAAGAAUCCAAAGGACAGGAGACAACAGAGGCCGUCUCCGUCUGCAUCUACAGACGGCUCUGUGAAGAGCUUAGUGAUGGAAAGACAGCACAAGAAUCCAGCUGCGACAGUGGAAUCGGUUAAUAGAUCCUCAAAUGUGCUCGAGACAAGGAAAGGUCAAGAAAGUGGGAUUGUGAGUGCUGAGAUUCACAAAGAGAACCGAUUGGCUGAGCAGAACGUCGAUUUGAAAGGAAACAGUAAAGUGAAAGAAAACGUUGGGAGAGCAAGUGACAUAAUAUCUGGGAUGUUGGUGAGGGCCGUCGAGAAACGAGAAGGAAGGCUGGAAGCAGUGAGAGAAGAAGAAGAAGUCAAGAAGACGUCCACGCAAACAUCAGAUACGUUAGCCGCCAUUUCAUUAGCGCGCAUCCUCCCGCCUCCCGCGUCUCCUCUGGUGCACCAUCCUCCCCAACAGACCACGGUUGCGAUGUCCCCCGAGUCGUCCUGGCCCCCACCACCUCCACCACUGGCGGGCCUCAGUGGGCCGGAUGCGGUUGAUUUCCCUCUUCCACCUCCCCCGAUGUUCGGCGAGGUGGCGUUCGUCGUCCCCGUCCAGGUGCCACACAAGAGGUCCGUUCCUGAUCGUGACUCCUCUUCCACAACUACGCCCGUUGUCACGGUGGUAAUAACUGCGACUGAACCACAGAAGCCCGGUCCAUCCCUGAGUAUCCCACCUCCCCCACCAUAUAUGGCUCCCCCCCCACCAGUGAAUGCAGUCUCACCUCCACCACCUGAAGAGGCGGCGGCGGCGACUCCUCCACCACCGAAAAAAGAGACUCCUCCUCCACCACCUAAAGAGGUUUCUCCUCCACCACCACCCAAAGAGGCAUCUUCUCCUCCAGCACCUAAAAUUGUGCCUCCUCCUCCAGCACCUAAAGCGGUUUCUCCACCUCCUCCACCUAAACUGGUAUCUCCUCCUCCAGCACCUAAAAUGGCAUCUCCUCCACAACCUAAAGAGGUGUCUCCACCUCCACUACCUAAAGAGGUUUCUCCACCUCCACUACCUAAAGAGGUUUCUCCACCUCCACUACCUAAAGAGGUUUCUCCACCUCCACUACCUAAAGAAGUGUCUCCACCUCCACUACCUAAAGAGGUUUCUCCACCUCCACUACCUAAAGAGGUUUCUCCUCCACCAUCUAAAGAGGUGUCUCCCGUGAGGCUCAACGAGUCCUCUCCUCCACAUGUUAAAGAUGUGUCCAUUGCGGUGUUAUCUCCGUCACCAGUUGUGGAGAUCUCUCCUCCGCUGGUUAUCAAGGUUUCCCCUCAGCCUCCUCCAGAGGGCUCCACCCGGUCCACUGAAGAGGUUUCUUUUAAGUCGACUCAAGAGGAUGCCUGUGAAUCCUCUGAAAGGGUUAGCAAGCUUACUCCACCACAAAGUAUUCCACCUCCACCACCCAAGUCAGAGCAGGACAUGGAUCUUCCACGAGAGAGCAUCCCAUUCCAAUCUGAAACCAGCCCAGUUCCAUCUGACAUUAUUCUCACUCCGCCUCAGAGUAUCCCCCCUGAGCCUCUCGUACAGCUUCUCCUCCAACCUCAGGUGGCAGCCCAGAACGCAGAUGGUGCAGCCACCCACGAGACCCCACCUUCGCCACCACCCAAAGACUCUAUCCCACCAGCUCUUGAAAAAUCUCCCGGUCUCGAAAUGGCUGAAGCACCUGCUCCUCCACCUGUAAACAUCCCGUUACCUGUGCAGGAUCUUGCCAGCAUUAAGCACCCGUCUAGUCCCACAAGCACCGAAAACCAAGUCCCAGAACUGAUGUCUGACCCCGUUGUAGAGGAGGAACCCACUCCUAUUUUAACCCCUCCACCCAAUAGCAGCCCUGAGACUCCUGAAGCUCAGAAGCAACCAGAGGUGGAGGUCACGAUGAGGAAGCAGCAACCUGGCAAUCCGGUCACAACCUCCUCUGCCAGCGGUGAUGCUCCUCAGAAGCCCAUCAGGAAGUCUCUGAUCAUCAUCUCACCCGCACCGCCACCACCUGCCGUUGUCGCUGCACAACCAGCUCUGCCAAAGUCCGUUUCGGUUCCACCUGUAUCUUCAUCUACAGUCGUCGCGCCUACGAAAAAGUCUCCUCCCGCCACGACGGCCUCCCCUUCCAUGAACCUGCAGGAGGCCAUCCGUCUGAGGACUGCAGCCAGAUCACAAGCCGGCCCCCACUCUCGCCUGAGCUUGAACUCUCCAAACUCACCAGUCGACAUCCGCAAGUCUCCCUCCAGCAUGGCAAGCUUUAUCUUCUCCAAGAGCAACAAGAAGGUGGUGAUUGAGACCAGGCCAGCACUGGAAACCAUGGCGACCGGAGAUACACAUCUUGAGGUUUCCUCUGUAACAAAGGGAGUCAAGGUGCCACCACCUGUUGCAAAGAAACCUAAAACUAAGAGUAAAGCGAUUGAAACCGGUGAAGGGACGGAGCAAACUGCAGGACAGGAAGCGCUGCAAGAGAGUAUCAUGGAUGCUGCAGAGAAAAGAAAUGGGACAGCAGGUACUGUUGGAGGAACGCCAUCGACAUGAUGCUGAAGACUGAAGGACACCCGGGGAAGGACUUACCAACAACACUGAAAUUGCUGCAAGUUGGCGAUUGUGAGACAAAAAAACUGGAUGAGGAUAGAUGAGAUGCUUAUUUUUAAAGAUUGCAUUUUGAAAAUCCUUUGACUUUAAUGGUGUGGGUCUUAAUUUUCUCAAAUAUUCAUUUUACGAAGAGUGAAUACAGCAUAUUUUCUGUUGCCAGAGGGUCCUCUGAGCAUUUGCAUUGAAAGAGAAGGGAAUCCAUCGCCCUCUAGUGUCAGAUACUGGCUGUACCACUUAUGUCCUGCUGAAUCAGAUAUUUAGUCAGUACUUGUAACAAUGGGACUUUUGGGCGUUCGUCUGUAAAUAUGGCACGAUUUUGUACAUGUAACAUAUCCAGGAAUGUUGAAUCUGUGCUAAAGUGUACUGUAUUUUCUCCCAUAAGAGUUUCCACGCCAAUUAUAUUUGUUCAAAAAUAUUAAUUAUCUUAAGUUAUUUUUCCUGUUCAGAGGGUCUCUACGCACAAUGUCUUCUUUGCAAUGUUGUUACACCCCAAGAUCAUUUAAAUCAAGUUGUCCGGCUCUAAAUCUUUUCCACAUGUAUGUUCAUGAAACUCAUAAUCUUUGAUGAUUAAGCUCUGUGCGUGAUCAUUAAUGUCAAACGAUGAGCAGACUUGUGACGCAAUACAAGUCGUUAUUAUUUAGCUGCUUUUAGUUAAGGCAUGGCCUUUCCACAGUUAUUGCUCAAACAGUGGGAUAUGUGUAAAACUAUAAUAUAUAGUUCAAACUGGUUUCAGACACUGUAAUGUAAUACAUCAUUUAUAAUGGAAAGAAUAAAGAUUUAUGGACAGAU
Messenger RNA from Pseudoliparis swirei, 5909 nucleotides. RefSeq lists its product as uncharacterized. The coding region runs from base 390 to 5063 and encodes 1557 amino acids. Gene Ontology annotation, biological process: cell differentiation. The record is from RefSeq and is a predicted model, not a curated record. The transcript has 8 exons. Lineage: Eukaryota; Metazoa; Chordata; Actinopteri; Perciformes; Liparidae.